UCCGAGGGCGGGAGACGGGGAGGGCUGGGGGCUGCCAGACCCCGCGCAGGAAAAGCCACAUGAUCCCGCGUGACAGGUUAGCAGCGCCUCGGGAAGAGACGGGUGGCAGCAGCCAGCCCUGCAAAACGUCAUUUUUUCCUCCAUCAGGGGAGAAGUGCAGCAUACCCUGCCCCUCAACGAGGUUUACAAAUCCGGGCUGAGACAGCUACAGACAUGAACGUACUUCAUGGUUUCCAGUAUGACUGGCACCUUCCCAGCGGUGCCUUCACAGGGGAUUACAAGCAGAGGAAGAGACAAGCACUUCUGGGAUUACACUUUGGAGCAGCCUUCAAUCCCCGGCCUUCUCCAGCAAAGUCAAUACAGGGAGACUGCAAGGUUCGCUCUAAUUGCCAUGUCGUCUGACUGAGGCCCACGGGAACAUGGGGAAUGCUGCUGCUCAUUCAGCUCUUCUCCUUCUCAUAUCCCUCUCAGAAGCAACAAUUCCCGUCUCCCCAAGAGUCUCAUAGGAAAAAUACUAUUGAGAGAUUCGCCUACACUGCUGGAGUCUUCACUGAAGCUGCUGGCAUACAUUCCUUGUGAGGGAGAGGGUUCUCUGCGAGGAGAGAGUGAGACUUUCCAAGAGACGAGCAGAGCAGUCAGCUGGGUAUGAGAUUCGCCACAGCUCAUCUGUCAACACCCACUAUGACAGCCCAGCCCUGCUCAAGGAUUUGGUGAGGCAGUUCACUAAUGUGUCUCAGAGCCAUGAAGGCUGUGAUAUUAGCACUCAGUCAAAACGGUUUCUGAAAAGGGGAAGAAAAUGAGGAGGGCUGCAAGGGUCCAUCAAGAAAACAAGGUGAUCUACUUGAAAGGAAGAAAAGAAAGGAGGCGCUGUAAGCCGAGGCACUCACAUUUAAAAAGAAUGGUGAAUAAAACCAUUGGGGAACAUUUUGAUGGCUGCAAACCAGCAAGUUGUUUUGGCUCCAGAGUUCUCAGCUCAGAGCAGGAUUUGGCACGUGUGAAAACCUGACAACAUGAUUCAGUCCACCAGAGCCCAGCAAAGGCUUCCCUGUGAAACACUCGAGGACUGCCUAAGACAGGUACAGCUUAAAUGUUUAUAUGCUACUUUCAGCGGUUCAUGGCACAAGUUCAGUUACCUGGUUGGUCACAGGCCUGCCGAAUUUUAAGGGUGACAGAUUUAUGCUCUCCUACUCUUUCUUCCUGAGGUGGAAUUACAGCAGAUAACAGAGAAUCAAAUACUAUUCUGGGCACCACUAAAGGAAUGUCAGCAAUGUUUUUUUUUUUUAAAUUGCAUAUUCCAGGGUCUGCAAACUUCCCUCUCCAGCACACAUAACCAGUGCUACAGAUAUCAGCGUGGCAGCUUAGCUUAAUAGUUCAAGCUGUAAAGAUUCGUGCUCACUGCUUGGGAGGUCCCUGACAAAGGCAAGGACAUCAACUCUCUCCCUUAGCUUUCUCCAGAGCACAGAGAGCCCUCAACUGCAGACUGCAUUCAUAUCUAAUGACAGUGCAACCACUACUGUCAGUCUGCACCACUGGAACUUGAAGCAAAAAUCAAAAGGCUCCCCCCACAUCUCAGCUACAUGAGAAUAUUUUCAUUCUCCUCGAGUUUUCCUUCUAUAUCAAGGCUUUGUAGUUAAUUUAAAAAAAUAUUAUUUGGGGUUGAGGGGGAGGGUUGUCAUACCAUCUAGUUCUCAGGCUGACAGAAGGAAGAGGUAACUAGCAAGGCCAGAACAUGUGGCUAGCAUUACUCUUCAGAACAGACUCUUUAAGUUGUCCAGCUGUUGUUGAAGAUGGUAUGCUGUGCUCCUCGGCACAGCUGAAACAACACCUUAGCUUCCAAUUCUGCUGCUGGCAGUAAGCAUUAAGUCACUCCCACACAACAGGGACAUCAGUGCUGGGCCUUAGCGGGAAGCUGUCUCUCCUCUAACCAUUCUCUCACUUAACAGCCCAGGUCCCCAGUUUCACUCACUCAAAAUGCAGCCCAGCCAUUUUCAGACUAUUCCCCUCAGCCCUGGCCACUCACCUCCAGCGUAAGCAGCCACAUACCACCUCAGGUGCUCCUCCCCUUUUCUACCAUCCAGACCUUCCCCAGGCCAGUACUCACCCCAGAGAACCACGUCACCGAUGCACCUCCUGACUUCUGCUGCUCCCAGCACUCACAGUCCUCCAUGGCACUUCUUGUGAGUUCAAGGAAUCUUUCUUCCUUGAACUACCUCAGAAAGCAGGAAGGUCUUCUCACUGUGGAAGGGCUGAGAAAAGACUCACAAUGAGGGGUUCCUAUCCAGUUUGCUACAAGCCAUUCCACUACGCUGAUCUUCCCUUUGCCUUCAAACCCAGAUCUCCCUUGCUUCCAAAAAUAAUUCAGAAGCAAAAGGAUUCAGAUUAUGCAAUUUAAGAAAAAGAAAACAAAACAGCCCAUUCAGAUUGAGCAGGCCCAACAGUGCCUCUGCUAAGAAAAAAGGACAAGUCAUCUUUGGAUGGCUUGUGAACAGAAGAUGAGCUGGCAAAUACUUAGCAUUUUUUGUGCUUAUCAACCUUUGCCUCUUAUGCAAUCAUAGCUUCACAGCACCUUUGUAUGUAGUUUAUGCUAAACUUAGGGAUAUUAAUACCAAUGUUACUAUAUGGGUUGACGGGAGCAGGAUUUGGCCUUUAGUACCCUGAACUGCUGAAGAUGUUAUUAUCAUGAAACAUACUACUCCCCAUUCUACCUCUAAGUAUAAGAAACAUCGAGGGAACAGAGACAGUGUUUGUCUUUUUUUUUCAUAACUUCCACUCACCCUAUGAAGUAUAGUUCCUUCCUGGGGUCAACAGGGCAUGCUCUACUCACUUAGUCUGCAGUUCACAAGCACUGGUGGCAUCUCAGUCUCUCUCUGUAAGGGAGACAUUUCUCUUUCAGCAGAGAGAAAUGUUUGUCCUAAACCAUUUGGAAUAUUAAUAAAAAUCUGUGUGAAAUUUAAUGGCCUCUGCCAUACCAGACACAAUCUCAUAGUAUAUUUCUGACCAUUUCUCUGAAAUCAAUGUAUUUUACUUAAGAUUAUCUUUCAUUGAUCAAGGUAGGUUUUCACACGCGCUUAUCAGCUAUAACCUUUUGGCUUCUCUCUUUAUGCAGAGCCUGAGCAGAAAACAUGGCUGUGAUGUUUGCCCAUGGUAUGGAUAACAACAACGCUCCUUUUGUUCUCCCUACAUCAUUGCUCCUGCUGCAGAACAUCAGCUACCCUGAAACCUCGAUCCCUCCUGCUAGCCAUGAGAUGACAGAGUCAAGCAAGGAGGUCAGGUCAAACAGGAACCAUACUGUCUUGCAGUACGAUCUGAGGCCAGGGGAAAUCAUAGCAGCCAGCCUGGUUUUUGGAGUAUUGUGGCUGUUUUCCAUCUUUGGAAACUCCCUUGUUUGCUUAGUGAUCCACAGGAGCAGGAGGACACAAUCAACCACUAACUACUUUGUUGUAUCCAUGGCUUGUGCAGACCUUCUCAUCAGUGUGGCAAGUGCACCAUUCGUGCUGCUCCAGUUUACGUCCGGCAAGUGGACGCUGGGGAGUGUAAUGUGCAAGCUGGUGAGGUACAUACAAUAUCUCACCCCUGGAGUCCAGAUAUAUGUGCUCCUCUCCAUAUGUGUGGAUCGAUUCUACACUAUUGUCUACCCCCUGAGUUUCAAAGUGUCGAGAGAGAAAGCUAAGAAAAUGAUUGUAGCAUCUUGGAUCUUUGAUGCUGCAUUUGCAUCACCAGCUUUCUUUUUCUAUGGCUCCAACUGGGAUGACCAUUGCAACUUUUUCCGCCCAAAUUCUUGGGAGGGAGCCAUCUACAGUAUCAUCCACAUCCUUGUGGUGUUUUUGACUCCAUCCAUUCUCAUUAUCCUAUUCUACCAGAAAGUCAUCAAGUACAUUUGGAGAAUAGGCACUGAUGGCAGGACCGUCAGGAGGACAAUGAAUAUUGUUCCAAGGACAAAAGUGAAAACCAUCAAGAUGUUCCUAAUGUUAAAUUUACUGUUUCUUCUGUCCUGGCUCCCUUUUUAUGUGGUACAGUUGUGGCAUCCACAGGAAACAGACUACAGAAAGAGUUCUUUGGUUUUCAUGGCUGUUACGUGGAUCUCUUUUAGCUCUUCAGCCUCUAAGCCAACCCUAUACUCAGUGUAUAAUGCAAACUUUAGAAGAGGGAUGAAAGAAACUUUUUGCAUGUCCUCCAUGAAAUGCUACAGAAGUAAUGCAUACACCAUCACCACCAGCUCAAGGAUAGCCAAAAAAAAUUAUGUUGGGAUCUCAGAAAUCCCAGCGCCAGCCAAAACUGUAACCAAAGACUCAAUCUAUGAUUCAUUUGACAGAGAAGCAAAGGAAAAAAAGCUUGCCUGGCCUAUUCAUUCAAACCCUCCAAACACAUUUGUCUAAUUGGCUCAAUUGUUUUGACAAAUGAUUAUGCACCACCAGAUCAAAGAGCUUUAUCUCCUUUUUGGACAAAUGUAUACUUACAUAUUUUUAACACAACUUUUAGGGAAGAAAAAAGAUGUUUUAUUUUAUUAAAUGCAUUGAUUUUGAUGUACCCAGUCUAUUUAAUUUUAGUUACAUUCUGCUUUUGGAACUAUUAUCCCUGAAUCAAGAACAUAAUUUUUUAAUAAAAAAGACAGCACUUAAAGUAUCUGUAUGUAGUAAAAAAGGGAAAGAAAUAACACUGCUUUUUUGAUCACUGUACCUUGGCUACCAUGUAUAAAUGCAUAAAU
Struthio camelus australis is the source of this 4705-nucleotide messenger RNA. Lineage: Eukaryota; Metazoa; Chordata; Aves; Struthioniformes; Struthionidae. The record is from RefSeq and is a predicted model, not a curated record.